GCACGAGCACACUGCAGGCCGCAAAUGUCACAAGUGCCCACACUCCGGGCUAUGAAUCGCCAAUAAAUCAGGCAUCUCCCCUCCUUGGUGAGGCAUGGCUACUCACAAUCAUGAUGAUGAAAAAGAAACUGCCCCGUGAGGAGCUCGACAUACAGGAUGGCAUUCACGUUGACAUCACGAAUCCCGAUGCGGAACGACGCGUGCUUCGCAAAUCCGACCUCAUAGUUCUGCCGAUGAUGUGCCUCGUGUUCUUCACACAAUACCUCGACAAGCAGAGUCUUUCUUAUGCAUCAAUCUACGGGUUACUCGAAGAUCUGAGCCUGAGCUCGACACAGUACAGCUGGCUGACGUCCUGUUUCUAUUUGGCGCAAUUGGCGUCCGAGUGGCCUUUUAUCUACCUUAUGAGCAGGUUUCCCAUUGCAAAAUUCGUGGGCUUGACUGUCAUUCUGUGGGGCGGAGUAUGCAUGUGCCUUGCUGCUCCGAAUAACUUUGCAGGCUUCGCGGCUGUUCGAUGUCUGCUCGGUUUCACCGAGGGUGCAGUCAGCCCGGCAUUCAUUACUAUCACGAGUAUAUGGUACAAGAAGGAAGAGCAUCCAAUGAGAGUGGGCAUGUGGGUCACCUGCAACGGUCUCGCCCAGAUCGUCGGCUCCCUCAUGAUGUACGGCAUUGGAGAAAAUCUUUCCCACCUCUCCAUCGCUCCCUGGCGCCUGAUGUUUCUCCUCUGUGGCGCAGUAACCAUAUUCGCUGGCAUAAUAUUCUUCCUACUCAUGCCUGCUGGGCCCGGCACAGCUUGGUUCCUCACUCCAGACGAGCGCAUCGUCGCAGCCAAACGCCUCGCGUCCCAGCAUGACGGCGGAGACAAGACUUCGUUCUCCUGGAAGCAAUUCAAAGAAGCUUGUCUCGACAUCAAAACCUUCCACGUCUUCAUGUUUGGCAUCCUGGUCACAAUGUGCUCUCCCGUCCUAACCUUUGCAAGCCUAGUAAUCAAGAAUUUGGGCUACACAUCCCCGCAAACCCUCCUCUACGGCUCUCCCUCCGGUGCAAUACAAAUCGCCUUCAUCUGGAUCGGAGUCCUCGGAUGUCUCUGGUUUCCAAAUCGACGGAGCCUCAUCGUCCUCAUUCUGUGCGUGGUACCUCUCACCGGGUGCAUUCUUCUCACCAUUCUCCCGCUCUCCGCAGGCUGGGGGAUGAUCGUUGCGAGCUGGCUUGCAUCAGUCAUCAGUUCGCAGUUCAGUAUUCUCAUGUCCCUGUCUGCGAGCAAUGUCCGCGGAAAUACUAAGAAAGCUUUCGUCAAUGCUGUAUUUUUCGUGGGUUAUAGUACGGGAUGUAUCGCGGCGCCGCACCUUUGGACGGAACCGCCGAGGUAUCGAGCGGGAGUCAUUUGUGCGUUGGUCGAUUGGGGUUUGGUGUAUGUGUUUAUUCCGAGUUAUUGGUAUUUGUGCUGGAGAGAUAAUAGAGUGCGGAACAGGUUGCAGUGUGAUGAGGCUGAGAGUAUGAGGUUUAUUGAGGGGGCCGAUGUCACGGAUAAGGAAGACAAGUCGUUUCGCUAUACGACAUGAGCCGAGGACUUCAAAUCCCACAGCUCGGUAGAGAGCGUACCAUGCUGAGAUCAAGAUGGACGGCGAAAAGGUGCUCAACAAGUAGCUCGACAGACUGGUGGGCCUCCGCAUAACACCGCCUACUUGAACCUUGAAGGAAGCAUGUUCGGCC
Molecule: messenger RNA, 1710 nt
Organism: Cercospora beticola
Lineage: Eukaryota; Fungi; Ascomycota; Dothideomycetes; Mycosphaerellales; Mycosphaerellaceae
Biological process (GO): transmembrane transport
Cellular component (GO): membrane
Molecular function (GO): transmembrane transporter activity
Source: RefSeq, a predicted model, not a curated record